UCCCUUUCAAACGUAACACAGCAGCAGAGAAGGAGAGCUGUGAUCGAAAAAGAGGAAGAGCCACGCUGUCGCCGCUGUCCAGCCGCCUCGCCACCACCGUCGCGCCGCCACCGCGCCAUCGUCGCUCCCAGCUCGCCGCCAUCCUCCACGUCGUUGCCGCCACUGUUCGCAAAGAGGAGAGAGAGAGAUGUUGAGACAGAGCAGCGCCGAGAGGGAGAGGAGCCUCCAUCAUCGUCGAUUCAUGCUCGCCAGAGGAAGCCGCUGCUGCCGAUGCGUUGUCGCCGCUGUGACGCGUCCGGAGGAGAGGAGUCGUGCGUUGAAAGCCAUCGCGUCUUGCCGCCAAGGGUUCCAUCGCAGCCAACCCAUCGCAGUUGGUGUCGCCACCGUCCCUGUUGGAUUCCACCGUGGAGAAGAGAACGACACGAGGGAGAGAGGGAGACAGAGCCGUGCGAGCCAGAGGAGGCACUGUCCUCGUUGUUGCUGCCACGGUCGCUGGUGAGUCGUGCACCGCCAUCAGAGUCAUCAGAAGACAGCAUCAGCCUUCUUGUUCUGGUUCCGAUUCCUCCAUUUCUAAAACUUUCUGUCACUUUGCUUCAAAAUUGCUGUUGUAACUCGUAUUGGUUUUGGGACUGUUGUGGCUGCUGCUGGUUUUGUUUGAGGCUACUGCUGCUGUGAGAAAGGAAAAAGGAAUUUGUCGCGGUUAAGAAUUCUUCGAGUUCCGGUUAUUUGAGCUUGCUGCUUUGGACUUUAUUGCAUGUGCAACUGCUAAUGUAUUUUCCAUGACAGAUUCUAGUACCAACUCUCAGCAAUGGUGUCUGGAUUCAGAAGCUACUAUGGUGGCGAUCAUGCUCCCACUUUGAGGCCUAAUUAAUUGGAAGAGGC
Arachis ipaensis is the source of this 882-nucleotide messenger RNA. Lineage: Eukaryota; Viridiplantae; Streptophyta; Magnoliopsida; Fabales; Fabaceae. The record is from RefSeq and is a predicted model, not a curated record.